Haliotis rubra (blacklip abalone) is the source of this 1904-nucleotide messenger RNA. RefSeq lists its product as uncharacterized. The coding region runs from base 1 to 1731 and encodes 576 amino acids. Gene Ontology annotation, molecular function: protein binding. The record is from RefSeq and is a predicted model, not a curated record. The transcript has 7 exons. NCBI's taxonomy places the organism in Eukaryota, Metazoa, Mollusca, Gastropoda, Lepetellida, Haliotidae.
AUGUUGUCCAACGUCCCCGAAACCACGUUGUCGGAGAAGAUGUUUUCGGCGGUGAGGGAAAAGGUGCUGCAGACGGUAAUGGAAGAGAACGCUGCUCAUUUCACCUUGCAGAAGAAAAAGCGAUCGACCGGAAGUGAGGGUCCUAGGAGUCGUCCGCCUGCUCCCGGUCCUGACACCUUCCGCUUCCGGCCUAGCUCCCCGUCUCCAGUUUGUCCGCAAAAUAUCAGCACGCUCAGGGAGGAUUCCACUGGCGGGCCUUUGCCGAACACGUCUCAGGUCCAGUACGGCUGUUCUCAGAUAGCACGUGUGAAUCACCUGUUGAAGAUUCAGACUCGACAGGAAGAGCUGGUCAACGAGUACCUUGCGAGGACGUCUGGGCGUCAGGAAGAUCUGGUCAGCGAGUACCUUAGGGGUGCCAGUCAAGACGACUUGACCAGGACGUAUCCGGCUGGGGCUGCGAGUGAAGACGGCUUGACUUGCACACUUCCUGCAGGGGCUGAAGAUCAGGACAACCGGAAUAGCACACAUCCGGCUGGGAGUGCCAGUCCGGACGAACCGACCACCAGACAUCCGUUUGGGGAUGAUAGCCACGGAGAAAUAUACAGCACAGAUCAAGCUCGGAGUGUGAGCCAGAAUGACUUGACCAACAGACAUCCGGUUGGGGGUGCGAGCCAGAACGACUUGACCAUCACACAUCCGGUUCGGGGUGAGAGUCAGAACUACUUGACCAGCGGACAUCCGGUUGGAGGUGUGAGUGAGGACGACGUGAACAGCACACAUCCGGCCGGGGGUGCGAGCCAGAACGACCUCCUCGGCAAUCACCCAGGUAGUCAUGACCUUGGCAGCGAAUGCAUCACUUCUGGAAAUUACCCUACCUGCAACUACGUCAUACAGACAGCUGGGGAAGACGUGGCUGACGAAUGCGCCACACAGACAGUUGAGGUGUCAGACCAUGAGAUAAAGGUUAACCAGCAAUGUAUCAAGAACGUAUUCAUCUCCUAUUCCAACGACUCCGUGCUCGCCAAGGCUGGUAGCCCCCCUCCAACUACGUCCACCAGUUUCGAAAGCACACAGUCGAUGGAGUCACUUGUGUUGCCCCCGGAGAUGAUCAAGCUGCCUCGUCAUCAUCUACCCUUCGACGUGCGCAACUUCUGUGCCGAAAAUGAGGACGAUGAGGAUGACGCUAUGUCGCAAACAGAACGCCGCCUAACGUCAAUUGCUAAAGGGCUUCGCCGUAAGUUGUUCAGGAAGGACGAAGAGGUCACCCUAACGCAAGUCAUCGCCCUGGCGCCGGGAGAACUCCUAAGCAAUUUCAAGGACCUCGAAGACAUGCAAGAAGACCUGGACGACCUCAGCCUCAACAGCAGCGGCUACAGCAUUGAUGAUCUGAGUUCCAGCAGCUGCAACAGCAGCAGUGAAAGCGACGAAGUCAGCCUCAUGUCGAAUGUACGAGUUCGAGCCCUGCACGCCUACCAGGCUAGAAACACAAGGGAGAUUAGUCUGGACCAAGGCCAGCUGGUGAAGCAGAAACAGGGAGCUGAUGACCAGGGCUUCUCUUAUGGAUGGACAAGGGCUCACAAACUGGCACCAAAACGCUAUGGAUAUUAUCCAUCAGGAAUGGUGGCGUUGCCUCAUUCGUAUCACAGGAAAGUUCGUAGGUACGGUCAUGUUGAGAUGCAGGAACUGGAAGAAGGGGAUCGGAAUGUGAAGCCGCCGCCUUUAUUGGUAUAGACGCGUUAUGAUUACACAGUGAACGAAAACUGGACAACAGCUCCCUCUUACAUGAAGUAACGUGGCAACGGAAGCGUUUGUUUUGCUUCUUUUGGGCGUACGGACAUAAUGGCAGUUGCGAAUUUUAGAUAUAUAUAUAUUUUAAAUUUGUGAGGGUUUUACUUAUUAAAUAA